Dentiscutata erythropus is the source of this 156-nucleotide messenger RNA. The record is from the annotation of a GenBank genome assembly. NCBI's taxonomy places the organism in Eukaryota, Fungi, Glomeromycota, Glomeromycetes, Diversisporales, Gigasporaceae.
GGUGCGAGCCUGAUUCGUGGGGAUAUCAUAGCGAUGAUGGAGAUUUUUUUAAUUGCGCAAUAAUAAACCACCCAUACGGUCCUACGUUUACAACUGGAGAUACUAUUGGAUGUUGUUUAAACUUUAUAAAUAAGACCGCAUUCUUUACCAAAAAUG